GCUCGUGUCCAGCAUCCUUCUCGCAUCUACUUCCACAUCCACAGAACCCUGGAUUCAUCCGGUGUGUGCCCUUGCAUCACCGUCACAAGCCUUUGCGCUUGGUGAAAACUUUACCAACAAACAACAUUCCUUGCUUUGUGGAGUCUGGAUCCUGGCCCUGACAGCUGUGGACGUUGCCUCUUGUGUCUCUCCAGCUUUCAGCAACCCUGUUCCCUCGUCCCUCGUCCCCGUCCCUCGUCCCUCGUUUGCAGAUAUACCCUACCCCGAUCCUCCAUCUCGCAUCUUGCAUCACCACCACCCACUCAUUCAUUCACGUUCUCUUCUCGACAUCUGCAAAAUCGAUCUGUCUCCCAACUUAGAACCAACCAGCCGUCACCGUCAACGCCCUCCCAUCCCAUGACUUGAUCACCUUGCCCUUGGCCACUUUACUGUAUGGCGACCCAAAACCUGGCAAAGUUCAAACCGUCACUCCUUCUGCAGCUCUCGAUCGGACCGGUGCAGGCUCGAACCACCAUUUUGGUGUUGUCACAUCCCUUGAAGAACGAACCAUGAACCAUUUGCAUCCAGAGCAUGACGAAUAUGAGCUGUCUCGGACAAACACUUUUUCCUCUGAAGAACAAGACCUCUUGAGCCUCGAUCGCGACUUUCCCAGCCAUGACCAUGACAACGACCACGACCUCGAUCAUUCUCCUCUCCUCUCCGACUCCUUGUUGCUUGAACAUAGCAAACCUACCUUGUCCACUCGCUUCGCUUCCUUGACUCCCACCUGGCUACGUAAACAGCCGCGAACACGCCGAUCAACCGCAAAGUCCAGACGCAGUCCACGUUUACGAACCUGUUCCCUCCGCUCCUUCUACCGAAAGCUCGCCUGCCUUGUCUACGCGUUCAUCAUCACCAUUAUAACCCUGCUUGUGGUCGGUGGGACCUUUUACCCGAGUUACACUCACCUCCCACCACAUUACGCGAGUCUCCGCCAGCGAGUGCAGGCAUCCGAUGACCCUGGCCGCGCCAAUCUGCAAAAUGAAAAGAUCUUUAUCGCUGCAAGCAUCUUCGACAAAGGUGGCAAGCUGUCAGGUGGCCCCUGGGCGGACAACGUUCUGGAGUUGAUCCAACUACUUGGUCCAAGUAACACAUUCCUAUCUAUCUACGUGAACGAUGCAGGCCUUGAGGCCAAAGCCUCGCUGAACACUCUCCGAGACCGUGUUCCAUGUGACAAUGCCCUCGUUUUUGAAGAGCAUUUGGAUCUUGACGAGAUUCCCCACAUCACCCUUCUUGACAGUACACAAAGGGUCAAACGGAUCGAGUACCUGGCCGAGGUGCGCAACAGGGCUCUACGACCUCUGGUGGCAUCCAAGACCCGUUUUGACAAGCUCCUCUACUUGAAUGAUGUCGUGUUUCAUCCAGAGGAAGCUGCGCAGUUGCUCUUCUCCACACAUGCGUCCGCACAUGGCGUCGCCGACUACCGCGCCGCGUGUGCAGUCGACUUUAUCAAUCCAUUCAAGUUUUACGACACCUUUGCCACCCGAGACAUGGAAGGAUACAGCAUGGGACUGCCAUUCUUUCCUUGGUUUUCGGCAGGUGGGUCGGAGCAGACUCACCAGGACGUAAUUGAUGGUACGGAUGCGGUUCGUGUCAAGAGCUGCUGGGGUGGAAUGGUCGCAUUUGAUGCCAAGUUCUUCCAAAGCCGCCCUUAUCCCGGCUUCGAGCCUGUCACAGCCGGUCAUGGAAGUCCUAGCAAUCUGUCGUUGCCCUACAAGUUCCGUGCCGAGCAAGACCUGUACUGGGAUGCCUCAGAAUGUUGCCUCAUUCAAGCCGAUAUUCAGAAUCCAGAACCGGGCAACUCAGGUAUCUAUGUCAAUCCCUUUGUCCGUGUAGCCUAUGACACCAAGACCUUGUCUUGGUUGCGGUUCGUGCGGAGGUUUGAGCGUUUGUACACACCGAUCCACUUCAUGCUGGACAUUUUGGUGUCGAUGCCUCAUUACAAUCCUCGCAGGGACGAAGAGCCCUGGCAAGAGGUUGUGGAGAAUGUCUGGAUCAAAGACGAAAAGUUGCGGCUUGGUGGUUCGUUCAAGGAUGUGUCCAGACUUGCUACACAUUCAGGAUUCUGUGGCAGGCGGAAUCUGGCUGUCAUUAAAGAAAACAUCAUGGAAGGAGAACGCAAUUGGGAAAGCCUUGCAGUGCCUUCUUCAGCAUGAUGGGACAUGUGCAGCAGUCAUAGCGAUGGCGUUUGGGUGGACUAGCCAGCUUCCUCACCAUUUGGGGUGAAUGUUUGAUGUCUUACUUAGCAAUGUAGAAUACAUGUCGUUUGGACGACAAGCCAGUCUUUCGAGACCUUGGCGGUGAUGAAUGACUGUCACUAUGAGAUCAAAG
Messenger RNA from Exophiala mesophila, 2370 nucleotides. RefSeq lists its product as uncharacterized. Lineage: Eukaryota; Fungi; Ascomycota; Eurotiomycetes; Chaetothyriales; Herpotrichiellaceae. The coding region runs from base 549 to 2195 and encodes 548 amino acids. The transcript has a single exon. The record is from RefSeq and is a predicted model, not a curated record.